Messenger RNA from Juglans microcarpa x Juglans regia, 426 nucleotides. RefSeq names its product DNA-directed RNA polymerase II subunit 4-like. Gene Ontology annotation, cellular component: P-body; RNA polymerase II, core complex. Gene Ontology annotation, molecular function: nucleotide binding; translation initiation factor binding. The transcript is spliced from 6 exons. Gene Ontology annotation, biological process: nuclear-transcribed mRNA catabolic process, deadenylation-dependent decay; mRNA export from nucleus in response to heat stress; transcription initiation at RNA polymerase II promoter. The record is from RefSeq and is a predicted model, not a curated record. Lineage: Eukaryota; Viridiplantae; Streptophyta; Magnoliopsida; Fagales; Juglandaceae.
AUGCUUAGACCAGAAGAAGAAGAUGCUUCAGAGCUCAAAAAUAUUGGAGACUCGUUAUCCAAAUCUAUCAAUUUAAUGAACAGUGAGAUUGCCAUUCUUCUUCAGCAUCGAUGUGAGCAGAUGAAGCAUUUGUCAGAUUCCAUGAAUCGACUUGCUCAAGUUUUCGAGAAGUCUUUACAGUAUGUUAAGCUCUCUAUUCGCUUCACAAAUCAGGAUUCUGUAAAGUAAGUUUGAGAGGGGUGUUACAUAAGUAGAUACCAGAUUGUUGAAUUCGAGCUUGCUGUGGUUGGAAAGCUUUGCCCUGAAAUUGUGGAGGAAGCUACUUCUGUUGUGCCAUCUCCCAAGAUGGAAGGGCGAGGUUAUGAUGAUGAAGCCAUCGACAGAUUAUUGAAUGACCUGGCCGUAAUGAUCAAGAAGUUUGCUUGA